UUUGCAUGCAACAUCUACAAACUUUACUGUCUGGAUUCCUAGACGAGUAAAGAAAAUAGAUCACAUUUGUCCUUGUGUUGUAGAAGAACAAUAUACACAAGACAGUCGGCGACAUUUCGAUAAGUACCCUUGGCUAACAAAUUCUAUCAAGGCUAAUUCAGUUAGCGGCGCUAGCCCACUGUUAACUGUUAGCACUCGUUGCCUCCUUCAGUGUGUCGCGGCGCACUGUGAAGGUAAUGGUGCAGUGCUGACAAGAGACUUGUCAAGAGAAUCUCUGUACCAUCCUCAGUUUCAGUUAGAAUCAGUUUAGCUGAUGUGAGCAUCGAAAACCAGUGAAAUGAGCCAUAUCAACCCGAACCACGCGAUGUUAACCUCAUCUGACCCCUGGCAAACUAGCUAACGCUUGUUGUUGUCAAAAGCCGUUGGAUGCUAGCUUCUUUAGGAGCUCAGGUUUACAAUUGUUUCCAGGUAUUUAAGUUACAAAUUCACCUAGGCAAGCCUCUACUAAUACAAUCAGCCCAGUCAACGAGAUAAUAAAAGAGGAAAAUGGCUGGAGACGUUGGCAACGUCCCUGAACUGGACCAGAAGAAAUACGAUGCAGAUGAACAAGUGAAGAUCAUCUGUCUUGGCGACAGCGCUGUCGGUAAAUCUAAGCUGAUGGAGAGGUUUCUCCUGGAUGAAUAUCGUCCCCAGCAGUUGUCAACCUAUGCUCUGACUCUCUACAAACACACAGCCACUGUAGGACACAAGACAGUAGUGGUCGAUUUCUGGGACACAGCGGGUCAGGAGAGGUUUCAGAGCAUGCAUCCCUCAUACUACCACAAAGCACAUGCAUGCAUCAUGGUUUUUGAUGUUCAAAGGAAGAUCACAUAUAAGAAUAUGGCCAACUGGUAUAAGGAGCUGAGAGAGUACAGACCGGAGAUACCCUGUUGUGUGGUUGCCAACAAAAUCGAUGCUGAUUUGAAGGUGACACAGAGAAGCUUUAACUUUGGGAAGAAGCAAGGACUCCCAUUUUACUUUGUGUCUGCAGCUGAUGGGACUAACGUAGUUAAGAUGUUCAGGGAGAUGAUCAAGAGAGCAGUGGACUACAAGCAGAACCCCAGCGACUUCAUGGAUGAAGUACUGCAGGAAUUAGAGAACUUUGACCUGGAGAAGAAGAAAGAUAAUUCAGAAGCAGAUGAAGAUGGACUGAAAGCAGAGAGUCCUGAGCUGGUCUGACAGAUUUUUACAGAUCCUCCAAACCCACUUGUCAUCUCAUGGAUUAUUUAUCCUCCUUUGGGGUUGAUGGUACAAGUAGAUUAUGCUUUUAGUCAAAAUGUCAGAUCUCUGCAACAGACACCACCAACUGGCACAUUGUCCUUAUGUGAUUUUGGUGGUCUGCUUUUAUACUAUUGGAUUUUAUCUCUACUGGAGGAUGGCUGGUCUUUUCAUCAGGUUUUAAGUCACUGCCCUUCAUCUGUCCAGUGACAUUAGGCAGGGAAAUAAACUUGGUGGAAUAAUUAGGGAUUGUGUAGUUUAUCAGGUUCAUUUAGCUGCUAUUUUAGCAUUGUCACUUGUACCUGGUCUUAUAAUAUUUGCUAAUAUAAUGGUAGAAAAUCCCAGUGAAUGUUUGCUUAAAGGACCAGUGUGUAGGAUUUAGUGGCAUCUGGAGGUGAGGUUAAAGAUUUCAGCUAACUGAAUACUCCUCCCUUUGCAAGCGUGAAAGAGAAUCUACAGUGGCGUUCAGGUAAUGUAAAAAUGCAAAAGGCCCUCUCUAAAGCCAGUGUUCAGUCUGUCCAUUCUGGGCUACUGUAGAAACAUGGCUGUGAAACACGGGAGGCUCUGUGGAAGAGGACCCGCUCCCUAUGUAGAUGUGAAAGGUUCAUUCUAAGGUAACGAAAACACAACAAUUCUUUGAGGUGAUUUUACACUAGUGAAAACACAAUACACAAUAGUCCGCCCCCCGCAAAUUCUACACACUGGUCCUUUAAGCAUGAAAAUCAAUUACUUUAUAUCAUGUAAUAAGAAUGUGAAGCAUUGAAAACUAACACACAGCAAAGGAAACAUGUGAUUCUGAACUGUAUUUGCUGCUGUUCUCAAUGUUUGUUUGUAGUAUUGUGUGCAGUGCCAGCAGUGAGAUGCAUCUGUUGGCUGCUUUUGUUGCGUUCAUUUUAUGAUGUAAAAAUCUGUUUGUCAGCGACCUUCAAAUGAAAAUUUAAUGUACCAUGUAACCAGAUCCUCACAUCUCUUUCUCAACGUUUCUCAACGUGCUGUGUGAUCCAGCAGCAGGCACAAGAGCACUAAGUAGGCAACUUAAACAUUUUAGAAGAUACAACCACUAGUCACGUAUGAGUGGACGUCAGCUGUAUUGUACUCUUGUGAAGGUCUCAGCCAAGUGAAAUGUUCAGCCAGCUGUGUCCUCCAUGAUGCAUUUGAGGUGGUUGCUUGCACAUUCAUUCAUACUGGCAGGAACGUUGCUAUGAAGAACUUUAAACCUGUUUUCUGGAAGAAGAAGCCUCAGUGUAGGCGAUACAUGUAAUUCAGUUAUUUCUAUAUGAUUAUUAUGUUGUACACAGAAACUAUGUAUGUAUAUUUUCUAUUUAUAUUUGACUGUUUUGUGCGGCAUUUACUCACAAUAAAUCACACUGGA
Toxotes jaculatrix (banded archerfish) is the source of this 2629-nucleotide messenger RNA. RefSeq names its product RAB, member of RAS oncogene family-like 2 (gene rabl2). The record is from RefSeq and is a predicted model, not a curated record. The coding region runs from base 547 to 1218 and encodes 223 amino acids. Gene Ontology annotation, molecular function: GTP binding; GTPase activity. Gene Ontology annotation, cellular component: endosome; Golgi apparatus. The transcript is spliced from 8 exons. Lineage: Eukaryota; Metazoa; Chordata; Actinopteri; Toxotidae.